This is a messenger RNA of Trichogramma pretiosum, 997 nucleotides long. RefSeq lists its product as uncharacterized. The transcript is spliced from 2 exons. The coding region runs from base 197 to 847 and encodes 216 amino acids. NCBI's taxonomy places the organism in Eukaryota, Metazoa, Arthropoda, Insecta, Hymenoptera, Trichogrammatidae. The record is from RefSeq and is a predicted model, not a curated record.
ACGCAUCGCCAAUGGAACAAGAAAAUGAUGUAAAUAACGCGCGACAGUUGUAUAAGGUAAACCGCGCGAGUGUGUAUACUACGCUUUUACGUAUAGAGAUAAUAUUUCGCGGUCUAUCGCUUGGCCCUAGACGCUCUUAAUUUUUGAAUUGAUAGCAUCGAAGAUAUAUAUUUUUUAUUAUAUAUAUGCCGCGAGCAUGGCCGAUCGAAAAAAAUUGUCGUCGAGCUUCUACGAUCGGGAAGUUGCCGGUUUCGUCAUGCAGAUCGAGGACGACGGCGUUACGAUUACGGCGCGCUGCGUCAAGUGCCAGUCGUCGUUGAGAAAUCUCGACGCGAAUCGUCUCAAGAGGCACAGGCAAUACUGCGAUCGCGAGCGACUGUUUCCGAAUCGCAGCCACAUCGAGAAUCGCACGUCGCCACGGAAUUGGACCGGUUCACCGGCGAAGGACACCAGACCUCUCCGAGAUCAGCAGCAGCAGCAUCCGGCCGACAGCGUCGACGGGAACAACUACUACAAGGCGCGACUCGUCGGCGCGUCGUCGUCGUCGUUCCGCGACGCUUCGCCGAUCGUCGCCGAUCGCCGCGGAUCCCCUCGCUGCUGGCCCGAUCGCAGCUGGGAAGAGCCGAUCAACCACGACCUGGUGAAGUAUUUGUCGGAGAGGCAGAGCGAGGCGCAGCAGGAGGUCGCCGAGCUGCGACUCAACAACAAGAUCCUGGCGAGGGACAACAGGAGGCUGGCCUCGGUGCUGCUGCGUACCCAGAAAAAAAUGAACAGCCUGCGAUACCACUUGAACGGUCUCUGCAGCAUAUCGCUCGUCAACGCCAGCAAUCCGAAUUAUAUUGUUUGAAAUAUAUGUAUAUUGUGUAUGUGUGUGUGGGAAUUGAUGUGUAUCGGUGUCGGUGCGUUAUAUAUUGUAUAAUAAUCAAUUAUAUAUAAGCUCGUUAUGAUCCUAUUUUACAAGUUUAUUGGAUGAAUAAAAUUUUCGUACUUUUGCGUA